AUGCCUGUCAGAUGCAGAUACAGAACUUCGAAAGACCCUAGGCGCAGUACAAACGAUGUUGAAAAGCUUGGGCGUCUUGUGAAGCGUUUCAAUCUGGGAACCAGUGAAAUGAACGGUAGAAUGGACGAAAUCACGUAUUCAAAAGAACACGAAUCAACCGAUGUGACUAGCAUCAAGUCGGGUCAACUAGGCUUCCAAGCAAUUCUCUGGCGACUAGUUUGGGUGAGCCCCGACGAAACAGCGGAGAACAGAUCCACACCGUCUCGGUUGGCGCAACCGUCUUGUGUGAACUGCAAAAAUAGCAUCUUUCAGCGUGGGGGCCUUUUCCAGAUAAGCCCCAAAAAGAUUGGAAAACAGAGGAUAUGGAAUUCGUAA
This is a messenger RNA of Opisthorchis viverrini, 375 nucleotides long. RefSeq lists its product as hypothetical. Bases 1 to 375 code for a protein of 124 amino acids. The record is from RefSeq and is a predicted model, not a curated record. Lineage: Eukaryota; Metazoa; Platyhelminthes; Trematoda; Opisthorchiida; Opisthorchiidae. The transcript has a single exon.